Funneliformis mosseae is the source of this 176-nucleotide messenger RNA. The record is from the annotation of a GenBank genome assembly. Lineage: Eukaryota; Fungi; Glomeromycota; Glomeromycetes; Glomerales; Glomeraceae.
AAGAUACUAUAGCCGAUAGGAAAAUAGUUUCUAAUAUUAUUAAGGCGGUUGAAGAAAAUAUCAAAGGCUCUGAUGCAGAAUUAAUAGUCAACGCAUCUGAUAUUACUCUGGAUGAUGCUGAAGUUUUUAAACAAAUUUUCACCCGCUCAUUCACUGAUAAUAUGAUAUUGCAAUGA